Messenger RNA from Opisthorchis viverrini, 2300 nucleotides. RefSeq lists its product as hypothetical. The record is from RefSeq and is a predicted model, not a curated record. Bases 1 to 1704 code for a protein of 567 amino acids. The transcript has 12 exons. Gene Ontology annotation, molecular function: large conductance calcium-activated potassium channel activity. NCBI's taxonomy places the organism in Eukaryota, Metazoa, Platyhelminthes, Trematoda, Opisthorchiida, Opisthorchiidae. Gene Ontology annotation, cellular component: postsynaptic membrane.
AUGCUGUAUUUACGCACUAAUUUAUCAACUCCCGCCUCCAAUGAGCAGGUACCUACCCCCCCCCCGAAUCAUCGGUUUGCUUAUGAAAAAUGGAACAUCAUUGUGGUCGCAGUACGUCGUUCCGAUCCCCCCGAAAUGGUUUUGAUUCCAUCUGAAGUCACCUGUAGCAUUGAUUUUAACACCAUGCGCGCCAUCGUGAUUGCGAAGAAUUAUCCUGAGGCCCUUCAACUUCAGAAUUAUUGCACGUCCUGCUUUGCUCACGAACUUGGACGCCAGUGUGAUUGUCGUAAACGAAAGAAUGAACGACGUCAUAAAGUGACUAUCGAAAGAGAUUUGGCUUUGUAUGAGCAAAUUGGAGAAUCGCGAAAAGCCGAAAUGUCAUGGGAAAAAUACGGAUUCAUCAAUUCGGAAUUUAACCUAAGGGAUCUACCGCCUGCCUAUAGACAUUCCAUAUCGACGUCAGCUCCCAUGCCCUCGAAGACGAAGACCGUGUUGUACAACAUGCUGAACGGUGGACCGCCCACCGAUCGCACAACUUUGCGGCGCGCAUUGACCAUACGAUCUCAAACACCUCAAAAACUAGUCCAGCGACACAGCUCACGGCGAAACAAAGGGACAAAGGAACAGAGAUCCAACAUGGUUGACAGAACCGGUUCAUUUCACUGGGUGCACGAUGUCUCGAUUGCGAAAGCAAAACUGACCACAAAACAGGCUGAGGGAUACAAUUUCAGUCACCAUUUCCUCGUGUGUAUUGUCGGCACACCUGCAACUGGUGCCCUUAACUUGGAAAAUCUGAUCAUGCCAUUUCGAUUUCACUGGCGCGAAGUGCAAGAUAUUGUCAUACUUGGAAACAGUCAGCUUAUUGGACCAUAUGAAUGGGCAAAGCUGAAAAAUCUACCAAGAAUCUUUCUCGUGAAUGGAGAUCCAUGCAGCUUCACCGAUUUGUAUGCUGUACAACUGUGUCGAUGUAUGGCAUGUGUGAUUCUUGGUGAUGUACAGGAUGACUUGGAUUCACAGUCCGAUGACCUUUGUCUUCAAGAUAGAAAAACUCUACUCUGUGCAAUGAAUAUCCGUUCGCUACUUCAACGUGAACAGCAGUUAGUUCACUUCACUACCGAACUGCGUUACGAAAAGAACGCGCAUUUGUUCAGUUCAGUGGACACUCAUGCAAAUGACUACAAACUGCCCGUGUGGUUUAGUGAACCGUUCGCCAGAGGCUUCGUCUUCAGCAACACGCUUCUGUAUAGUUGCCUAAGCUCUUUGUUCUAUAACGAUGACGUCUUCCACUUCCUGAGAGUGCUUAUAUCUGGUCAGGCAGCCGACGCAAUUGAAGCCUCCUUUGCUGUUGGAGCUGGGCUGCAACCCGAUUCGUCCGACGGAGCUUGUCGUAUUAAUGGAGUAAACGUGGCCCUCAGAAACUUUGACCAACCUCCGUUCAGUUACAUGGCCCGAGAGCAGAGAAGAAAACCGCUAACUUUCGGUGAGGUAUUCAUCCGAUGUAUUUCUUGUUGGCAAAUCCUCUGUCUUGGACUGUACCGAAUGGAAUCUCGUGGUUUCCGAUAUGUGCUUGCCAAUCCGGAUCCAAAAACAAUACUCUACACGCAAGAUAUGUUCUAUUGUUUCAUGAAAAUGGAUCAAAAGGACACGCCGGGGUCAUGGCAGUUUGGACAAACGCACGUGCCAAUAUCCAGACCUUCACCCUGAAUCCAGCUCCGUUGGGAGAAUUUGAGGCCGAUUGAAAACACCGAAACUUGUUGAAUGACACUCACAACCAGCAUUUGUAAAUUAUCAUCGUCCAUUGUAAUCACAUCGAAACAUGGGAGACUAGAUUGUGGAAUUUUGUAGAAUAUACUGAUUACCACUCACGCAGAAAUAUAGAUCAUGAAACCAAAUUCACUUUUGUUCCAGGAAAAUUCAGUUAGAAUGAAUAAAAGUCAGCAGAUUGUAUGACGAAACAUUAGCUACCAAACAAGCUAAGCUGCUGAAAAAGAACUCACCACAGACAAGCACGUUAAAUACUGUUAAAGCAUGACGUCUGAAGUUUGCCUUCCAAUCUAAAUACAUUCCAAUCCACCAAUAGCGGACUGCAGGUGCACGAAUAUCAUCAAUAAAUUUUCUGAGGGAGCUACGCUUCCAGGCAUCCCACAUCAUGAAGAGUCACAGGGCUCCAUAUACUCUGCUGAACCUGUCACGAAGAGACUGGACCUACCGUGGUGUGACUGUUAGCGCACCUCAGCGAUCCAUUGAGCUACACUGGGGAGUGUCCCCGUGACACUCAUACAGUCUCUCUCUCAUACCAG